Molecule: messenger RNA, 1842 nt
Organism: Diabrotica virgifera virgifera (western corn rootworm)
Lineage: Eukaryota; Metazoa; Arthropoda; Insecta; Coleoptera; Chrysomelidae
Exons: 3
Coding region: 1-1842 (613 amino acids)
Biological process (GO): proteolysis
Molecular function (GO): aspartic-type endopeptidase activity
Source: RefSeq, a predicted model, not a curated record
AUGACUAGCUUAGCUAACAAUAUAAGAACCAGAGGUUCAUAUAAAAGUAAGUUAACAAUUUUAGAGAGCUUUGUAAAUUUAUUAAAAAAUGCUACACCAGCUAGCAAACCUGAAAUGUCAGAAGUUCAAUUGAGGUAUGACUCUGGUAGCAAUCUGUUAGCUGAAUUUGAAGAGGUCCAACUACAAAUUGAGAUUUCUGUCAGUGAAGAUAAAUUGCAAGAACAAAUUGACGAAAGAGAUGUUUUCGAAAACAGGUAUUUUAAAGCAAUUAGUUUUUUAAAAGACUACAUUAGCACCAAUACUGUAAUUAAUACAUUGCCUUCUAUUUCUACACCACAUGCAGACUCGUUAAAUCAUAUUUUAAUCCCAAAAAUGAAAUUAAAUAUUUUUAAAGGAGACUUUCAACAUUGGCUUGAGUUCAAAACGACAUUUAUUAGUGUAGUUCAUUCAAAUACCACACUUCCAGAUAUUCAUAAAUUUCAACUUUUGAGACAAUCUGUCGAUGGAUAUGCCAAACGCAUUGUUGACAAAGUUGAAUUCUCGGGAAAUUAUUAUCAGACCGCUUGGUAUGCACUCUGUAUGCGGUAUGAUAAUAAAAAGUUAUUAGUUAAUAAACAUAUUAAAGCUAUUUUUAAUUUAGAUUCGAUCCAAAAAGAAUCACCUAACCAUUUAAGGGAUUUAUUAGACAGUGUCUCGGAUAGUAUGUCAUCCAUUGACAGUUUAAAAAUUACAAAAAGUAGUUUAUCUGACCUUUUGUUGACUUAUAUUAUUUCCAAUAAACUAGAUAGACAAACUUAUAGAGAAUGGAAGGAAUGCCAUAUUAAAGAAGAGCUUCCUACUUUGGCAGAGUUUUUUAAUUUUCUAAAAGUAAAAGUAGACACUUUGAAAGAGAUUCAAGACCAAAGUAGUCAAAAACCUCAUAAUAAUUAUAAUAAUAAUUCUAGUUUUAAUAAUUAUAAACAUGCAAACCGUGAUAGUCGAGGUGAGUAUCAAAAAAGAGUAUUCCAAGUUAAUGCAGCAGAUAGGACUUGCGUUUUGUGUAAAGGUAACCAUUUAAUAUACUCAUGCAUCGAAUUCCUUAAAUUAGAUACAAAAGGUAGAUUGUCUAAAGUGAAUAAUUUAAAGUUGUGCUUUAAUUGUUUGAGACAGAAACAUAAAGCAUCAGAAUGUACUUUGAGACCAUGGACCAAAUGUAAAGCAAAACAUAACUCAUUAAUCCAUUUUGAAAAUAAUCAACAACACUCUAUUGACACUGCUAAUUCGCCAUCAGCAGAGCCAUCAUCAAUUAAUUGUGCACAAAGUGUUGAGUUGCCACCAACGGUAACACAUCAGCUUUCUGCACAAGCCAUGAAUUUUAAACAUACCCAAGUUCUUUUGUCAACAGUGAUUCUUAAUGUUAAAUCCAAUAAUAAUGAAUUAAUUCCAUGUAGAGCAAUUUUGGACAGUGGUGCUCAAACAAACUUAAUAAAAGAAAGUUUUUAUAAAAAAUUUAAUAUAUCUAUGAUUCCUACUAACCUAGCUAUUAGUGUAAACGGAGCUAUCCCCUAUGAGACAAGUCAUGCAGUGUGUCAUUUCACUAGAACCAUCGCCGAAGAUGAACAGUUAAAACACUUUUGGGAUACUGAUUCAAUACAAGAUCCCGAACCACCAUCAAAAGAUGAUAUUCAAUGUGAGCAAAUAUUUGAAAUCACUACCACCAGAGCUAACUCCACUUUGGCAAACGUGUACUGGGGACACGAGCCGUUAAAUACCGCUAUGAAUUCCACGAUUUUAUUGGUUAGAACUACCCACGUGAUAUCUGUGUUCGUAUUGGUCAGAGAAUUAAGCAAUAAAGACAAAUGA